This is a messenger RNA of Anneissia japonica, 5138 nucleotides long. Its product is annotated as tubulin alpha-1A chain-like. Gene Ontology annotation, cellular component: cytoplasm; microtubule. The coding region runs from base 3561 to 4916 and encodes 451 amino acids. Lineage: Eukaryota; Metazoa; Echinodermata; Crinoidea; Comatulida; Comatulidae. The record is from RefSeq and is a predicted model, not a curated record. Gene Ontology annotation, biological process: mitotic cell cycle; microtubule cytoskeleton organization. Gene Ontology annotation, molecular function: structural constituent of cytoskeleton; GTP binding. The transcript is spliced from 3 exons.
CUCCCGCAGAUCCCGGUUUUGCUUUACCGUAAAUGCUCAAAUAAUCGCCGGGGCUCUUAUUCGUGGCACUUUCAAUGCCCGUUCCUGGCAUGUUACCUAUCUCACGUGUUCCCUUAGUUCAAUAGGACUUAUCACAGGUCCUACGACAUCGUAAAUAACCGUUUAUAAAAAAUGCUUGUGUCUUCAUUGUGUUAUUUAUUCAUUUUAGCAUUGUAUACAGUGUAUUUAAAACCCUGUUUAUCAAAGUGUUUUAUUACACACAGGGUAAUAAUAUAUAUAGGCCUACUCUCAAUUAUUCGAGAGCGGCGCUUAGCGAGCGAAAAAAAAAUCACUUUUCCGGGUGCGGCGCCUAUUCAAGAGUGGCAUUUAUUCGAACAUUUACGGUAUAUAAAGUUUCAAUUCAGUUUUAUAAAGAACGUCCCGUUAAUGCUCUUAGUGAGUGGAGAAUGUUUUUUAGUCAAAAGAUUCAAACCCAGGACCUUGAGUUUACAAGGCAAUCACCUUAACAUGAUACAGUGCAAUGGAAAACGAAAAAGCAGUUAGUUACCACACGUUAAUAGAUAAGACUACGAAAAAAAUUUUGUUUUUCUAUUUUAUCAAUUUUCUCUUGAAUCAGACGGUGAAUGAACAAUCAAAAUCCCGUUAACGUCUGCGUCAAUGUGAACGUGUACUUAAAAAGACGCGCGAUAGGAUUCAGACACACUAUUCAAUUAAGCGGUUGAUACUCCCCCUAACGUUUCAAAUCUUUCAAAAUGGUCACAUCGUUGUUGAGAAUUCUCUAAGGACUUACCGGAUCGCGGCAAUACAUUUGUUUGUUUCAAUUCGAUGAAUUUCGCUCACACCAACUCUCUUUUACGUAACUAGAUAAUGGUUGUUAUUAUACGUCAUAAUUCUCGCCAGAUUAUUAUUCUCAUCAAGUUGAUACCACAUAGAAAUGCUUUCUUACAUUAGACAAAUAUGAUUGAAUAGAUUUUUGUUUUGAGAGUGAUUAUGAAGAAAGGUUACUGAAUUUGUGGCAUUUUCGUGCAUGGAUAAACUUUCAACGAUCGUUUUCCCAGCGACAAUAUUUUUCAUCAUUUUCAUCAGCAUUCCAGCAAUAAACGUGAAUGAGGCAAAAUCAAUAAAACGGCAUCGAUUUCUAGAAAGGGCCUCUGAUGCAAUUGAUAUACACAGCGCCGAACCAAUGAAAAUAAAGAGGAUUAAAGACUUACUGGAAGCAAAUGCGAUGAUGACCGUGAGGAAAAGACCGGCUACCCCGACCUGUACACCAGCGAAUUACAGAGAUUGUCACACAGACUGGAAGAGAGGAAGGCCUUUUUACCCCGCGCGCUACCUUAAAAGACAGAGAGUUUAAAUAGACAGGACUCAUAGAUUUUAAGGCAAUCAACUAAUAUUAUUAUGAUGGUUUGUCGAUUAGGAGUGAUGCAGGAACUAAAGUCAAUUUAAGUUGUCAUGAAUACCACGCUUUUCAAAUUAAAUUACUGAUUAUGUGGUAUGCACUGGGUUACUGGGGUUUAAAGGUAAUCUGAGUGUAAUUCUAAUCCACAAAUACAAAAUAAUUGAAUUAGGCCUACUUAUAAGUCGGGGGCACGUCACUGUGUCGUACCACCGUCGGCCGACAAAUCCGCAGGUGCCCCAGAAAGCCGGGCACACUGCGCAUGACUGAUGCGAUUCCAUAUCGUGCGCAACAUAUCGUUUUUAAUGAGUCCGCUUCAACUGCACCGGCAACCAUAAGACGGUGUCGCGUCUUAAGUGAUCACAGACGGCGGCGAUGGCGACGAUCGUACGAACAUCAACGAAGUGUGCCCGGCUUAAGGGAACUGACAUUUUAAUGUCAGUUAAUUUAAGAAUUAAUUAACCACAACAAGCUAUGGUUGGAUGGAUUUUUAAAAAUCCAUCCAACCAUGUGGUUAAUUAAUUCUUUGAUUUAUAAUUCGUUUUAGUCAUCAAGUAUGUUUAUCAUUGAAAGUUGCCGUACUCUAAUUUCUGAUCGAAAAAAAAAUUGAAAAAAGGAUUGGAUCAAGUCUACGCUAUGGCCUACUUAGGCCUACAGGAACUCUGUCUUGCUUGUCGUUUGAUGGAUCUUUUAUGUGUUCAACACAACUAAAACUAUAUUGACGCAAUAAAUUUUAGUCAAGCACGACAAAACCCUUUACAGUUUCUCAUUCACUGUUUAAGGCAUUCUCAUGCAUUUUGAUAACAAUUCCUUAAAAAACUCAUCAUACAUUAGUUUGAUAACUAUAUGUAUACGGUAGUACAUACAGACUUUGUCCACCGGAAAUUCAUUAGGCUUACAUUGGCAAAUCUCUUAAGUAAAAUAGCGCAAUAAACUCAAGCCUAAAUGUAUCGUCGACGUAUAACCUUUGUUGCUUAGUGUACGUAUCUAGGGAAAAUAACAAUGUAGCAUACAAAGAGACUUUUCACUCAACUACUGUAUUCUUGUACAAAUAAGUAUAGUGACUCAAUAGGAUCACCUUUAGUAUAUUAACACAACACUUUGAGCGGCCAUCUUUGUUACGGUCCAACUGAGCACGAUCGUCUCCCUUAUAAAAGUCAAGUGACGUCAUUAGAGCGUACUGUACCUAAGUAACAUCAAAACAAGUCACUUUACGGUUACCGUUACUAUUAUCUUGUGUUUCAUUACAAUGAUUUCAAUUAGCCAAUCAAAUACGUAGAAUUCUAGGUCGAUACGUACGUCGAAGUUGUGGCAUCGAUAAUAGUUUUAUAAUUAAAAUAAUUGAUUGAAAACGAUAAAUACCGUAAUAGGUACAUUAUUGAAUACUCCGGUAGGGAGCUGAUACAGGCCUACUGGGGUUUAAGUAAUGUGAAGUGCAAAAAGUUCGGGAGGAAAAUAGCCGGGUGGAAAACGACCGGGUAGCAAUACAGACCUGGGGUCACCAACCGGCCUCAGUGGCAAAUGGUCGGGAGGGAAAAGGCCUGAUGGCAAAGAGCCUGGACAAAAGGCCGGGUGGCAGCGGGCCAGGUAGCACGGUGCCGGAUAACUCAUUAAUUUAAGCGCAUAAAACCCUUGACAUGAUACGCUACAAGCAUGGAGGUAUUAUUGAGAAUAAUACCUCCAUGCUACAAGUAAGACACAACAAAUGGUAAUGAUACCUGCAUGAGGAAUCUAAUAAACUGAUUAAAUAGACGGGUGUAUGGGAAGCGCAUCAUGCUUUUAGGGCAGUGGGAGGCGGAAUGUCCUAAUAAUGUGACUGGGCGUUUCGUAUACAUUUCACCCUUACUGCGAACAUCACCCCCGGGUACGAAUAUAGGUAGGCCUACACUACAAACACAUGAAAUUUAAAUAACUUAUGGUACAAACUGACUUGCACAUCCUAGCGGAAUUAAUUAACACAUCAGCACAUCAUAAUUAACAAUCAAUAGGCCCACCCGCCCCCGACAAACGGAUGGUGAGGAGAUACUGUAUAAGACGCCUGUUUUCCAUUAUCUGGCCACAUUCAAGCUCCAUCCCUAUCAUAAAAUAGGACGAAAAGUGUGAGUGAAAUACCAAACUUUUUGUUUGUAUUAUUUGAAAACCAUAACGCAAGCCGAAUACAAUCAUGCGUGAAUGUAUCUCAAUCCAUGUUGGUCAAGCCGGUGUUCAGAUCGGCAAUGCAUGUUGGGAGUUGUAUUGCUUGGAGCACGGUAUCCAGCCUGAUGGCCAGAUGCCAAGUGACAAGACCAUCGGAGGUGGUGAUGAUUCAUUUAACACCUUCUUCAGCGAGACCGGAGCUGGUAAACACGUCCCUCGUGCAGUGUUUGUUGAUCUUGAGCCGACCGUCGUUGAUGAGGUCCGAACUGGUACAUACCGUCAACUCUUCCAUCCCGAGCAGCUGAUCACCGGCAAGGAAGAUGCUGCCAACAACUACGCUAGAGGUCACUUCACCGUCGGCAAAGAACUCAUUGACAUGGUUCUCGACAGAAUACGUAAAUUGGCAGAUCAGUGCACUGGUCUUCAGGGAUUUCUGAUCUUCCACAGCUUCGGUGGUGGUACUGGAUCCGGCUUCACUUCACUCCUCAUGGAACGUCUGUGUGUCGACUACGGCAAGAAAUCAAAACUUGAGUUCGCCAUCUACCCAGCACCUCAGAUUGCAACCGCAGUCGUUGAGCCAUACAACUCUGUCUUGAAAACUCAUACAACAAUCAGCCACUCAGACUGUACCUUCAUGGUCGACAACGAAGCAAUAUACGACAUCUGCCGACGAAACCUUGACAUCGAAAGACCAUCCUACACUAACUUGAACCGUCUAAUUGGACAGAUUGUAUCCUCCAUCACCGCAUCUCUUCGAUUCGACGGUGCAUUGAACGUAGAUCUGACUGAGUUCCAGACCAAUUUGGUACCCUACCCACGUAUCCACUUCCCUCUUGCUACCUAUGCACCAGUCAUAUCUGCCGAGAAGGCCUAUCACGAACAGCUGAGCGUUUCAGAAAUCACCAAUGCCUGUUUUGAACCAGCCAACCAGAUGGUAAAGUGUGAUCCACGUCACGGAAAAUACAUGGCCUGCUGUCUGUUGUACCGUGGUGAUGUCGUGCCAAAGGAUGUCAACGCAGCCAUUGCUACAAUCAAGACCAAGAGAACUAUUCAGUUUGUUGACUGGUGUCCAACUGGUUUCAAGGUCGGUAUCAACUACCAACCCCCAACCGUGGUACCAGGAGGUGAUUUAGCCAAGGUACAACGUGCCGUGUGUAUGCUGAGUAACACCACAGCCAUCGCCGAGGCAUGGGCUCGUCUUGACCACAAGUUUGAUCUGAUGUACGCUAAGCGUGCUUUCGUGCACUGGUAUGUAGGUGAAGGUAUGGAGGAAGGAGAGUUCUCCGAGGCUCGUGAAGAUCUGGCAGCCUUGGAGAAGGACUAUGAAGAGGUCGGGUUAGAUUUUACGGAAGGGGGAGAGGAGGAGGAGGGCGAGGAAUAUUAAAUUAUGAACUUUAUAAUACUAUAGGCCUAUGAUACGAUCAUAAAUGCCAAACUGAACCGGUGUUGUAACUGCAGAUAAUUCUCAGUGCUAAAAUCGGAUAAAAAGUAAGCUUAAAACAUAUUUGGCAGGUAAUAACACAGAUGUAAACAGUGAAAUUUAUAUUUAUUAUUUAUCUCUUUACUGUUUACAUCGUGUCACUACUUGAUGAAGAGUUAUCCUAGA